Messenger RNA from Bactrocera dorsalis (oriental fruit fly), 1613 nucleotides. Its product is annotated as arrestin domain-containing protein 3. The transcript has 4 exons. The record is from RefSeq and is a predicted model, not a curated record. Bases 108 to 1604 code for a protein of 498 amino acids. Gene Ontology annotation, cellular component: cytoplasm. Gene Ontology annotation, biological process: protein transport. NCBI's taxonomy places the organism in Eukaryota, Metazoa, Arthropoda, Insecta, Diptera, Tephritidae.
CAAAAAAUAGUACAACAGCGCCUGUGGAAGUGAAAAGAGCAUGUUUGAAGGAAUUUUGCGUGGCUAAAAAUUGCAGUUUGCAGUACAUAGAAUAUAUAGAAAACACCAUGGUUCUAAAGUGUCAAGUUCAUUUGGAUAACCCAAAACGUAUUUAUGCACCCGGCGAUAAGCUCACCGGCCAUGUGCUGCUAACAAUGGAGGUACGCCUGAUUAUCAAAGCGUUUGCCAUCAAAUAUUCGGGUUUUGCAGAAGUGAAAUGGGAGAGAAUACUUCCACCGAAGAAAGUUAAGAAAAUAAAUGAACAAAAUGAGUCGGAGCAACCCUCAGACAUUGGACCUCCUAUUGAGCAGUGCAUUGAAGUUUACAACAAUCGAGAAGACUUUUUGUCCAAUGUAAAUUAUUUUGUCGGUUCCGAGGAAGCAACAGGCAGAAUCAUUGAACGUGGCACUUACACAUAUCCAUUUUGCGUUGCACUGCCGCAAAGCUGUCCAUCCAGUUUUGAAAGUGCCAACGGUCACAUACGCUAUAUGCUUGAGGUAUUCAUCGACCAUAAGAACAAACGUGAGGUAUGGUAUACACAGCAAUUGCAAGUGCUCAAGCCGCUCGAUCUGCGUCGAUACCCAGAAAUCGCCGAAAAAGCUUGUGAUGUGCUCGUCGAAGAGAAUAUGCCUUGGCAUUUUUUCAAACACCCCUUGAAAAUGUGUGUAAACUUACAGCAGUUUGGGUAUGUGCCCGGUGAAGAACUUUCAGUACACGUAUCCAUAGAAAAUUCCGAUAACUUGCGUUUACACGAAUUAACCUAUGAGCUGCAACAAAUUUCUUGCAUAACCGCCGCGCAUGGUCACAAGAAAACUAAAACCAAAUACUUCCACACCACUUUGGCGAAAGCUGUACACUUCUUCUAUGGUCUACGGGAAAGAAACGAGCAACAUUUGCAAACCUUUUUCUUGCCACAAACUGUGCCGAAUACCGAUCCAGCCGAUUGUCAGUGCUUGCAAAUAAGUUACGAGUUGAGUGUGCAGCUGAGCACGAACAAUACGAAACGUUCGUUGCAAGCAAAGAUACCGAUCGUUGUGGGCACCAUAUCCCUGCGGGCACCGCAAGAAGUUCAGGCACUUUCUGGCACAAUGCCAACGGCGGUCUCUGCAAUGCACAGCGUGGAGAAUUUGCCAAUGAAAUGCAGGGAGUUUGAUGUGCCGACAACAAGGGAACCUCAAGAUUGUUUUGCGGUGGCUACAGCACCUGAGCCGGAAUCUCCCAUACAAAGUGCUUGUGAAUUAAAUUUGCGCUCCAUGUCCUUCCGCGAAGCAGAACAUUUGCCGAAAACGAAAUUCAACGCAGAACCAAAAAAAUCCAAAUUCAAUAAGGAGCAAACCGUUUUUCAACCAACAUAUCUUUACUAUGACAUAGAUAGUCUGCCAGGUGUGCAAAAUGCUGUCGCCACUACGACAACUGCAGCAGCACUGCCAAGCGCUACAGAGGAGCUUCAAAACAAUGCCAGCGAAGAUCAAACCCCUGAAAAUACCGCUACGCCUACCUGGGAUUGUGCAAAAUUUAAAAAGAAAAGGAAGGAACGUAAAAGUAUUAUAGACGGAUCUUCAUAAGCGAUUAUA